Messenger RNA from Melampsora larici-populina 98AG31, 504 nucleotides. RefSeq lists its product as uncharacterized. The annotation marks the transcript as partial. The transcript has 2 exons. Gene Ontology annotation, molecular function: phosphatase activity. Gene Ontology annotation, cellular component: cytoplasm. NCBI's taxonomy places the organism in Eukaryota, Fungi, Basidiomycota, Pucciniomycetes, Pucciniales, Melampsoraceae. The record is from RefSeq and is a predicted model, not a curated record.
CGAAUCUAUCUCGUUCGACACGCGCAAGCCGAUCAUAACGUCGACUUUGACAAUCAUAGUUUUCCAGAUGCGGCCUUAACACCUACCGGCAAAGAACAAUGCAUCGGAUUGAAUGAAAGGACUUCAAUGAACAUACAGAAAUCUGCCCAACUCCUAGUAACAUCCCCCUUACGACGCACGCUUCAGACAACCUUGAUAGGCUUCCCCCAACUCAUACAUAAACUAGGUGGUCGCAGUGCCAUUAUUGCGCUGCCACAACUUCAAGAGAACGGAUGUUCGCCUGCCGAUACAGGUAGCUCACGUUCGGAGCUGGAGGGGGACAAGGAAUUUGAGGGUAUCGACUUUAGUCUGCUAGCUGACGGAUGGAAUUCCAAAUCUGGCGUCUGGUCAUCCGACAAGCAUUCCUUGAAACACCGAGCGGGAUGGACGCGGACGUGGCUUGCUGCGCGACCCGAAGAAGAAAUUGUCGUCGUCUCUCACGGCGGUGCAUUGAGAUAUAUAACG